Molecule: messenger RNA, 3683 nt
Organism: Oncorhynchus masou masou (cherry salmon)
Lineage: Eukaryota; Metazoa; Chordata; Actinopteri; Salmoniformes; Salmonidae
Product: protocadherin-8-like
Exons: 3
Coding region: 154-3174 (1006 amino acids)
Biological process (GO): homophilic cell-cell adhesion
Cellular component (GO): plasma membrane
Molecular function (GO): calcium ion binding
Source: RefSeq, a predicted model, not a curated record
GCGGAGAGAGUUAGGGCUUUAUUACCUCGUCGUCCUAAAACGAACACUGUCGUACCCAACGAGACUUGGAAAGUGCUUUUGUUUGACUAAAUAGUUGAGCCAAGCUCCAGACAGUUUUUAGUGGAUUUUUGUUGUGUUAUUUAAAUUGGCAGGAUGGGUCUGAGAGGGUGGAAUUGGUGGGUGCUGGUGUGCACCUCGCUGGCUGUCCUGCCCGCUCUCACGGAGGGAAAGACGGUGAAGUAUGAGACAUUUGAGGAGGACGACCCGACGACUGUCAUCGGAAACUUGGCCAAGGACAUUUCAAUCAGCCCCUCCUCGAGCUCCAAGACAAAUUUCAGGAUGAUGAAGCAGUUCAACUCGUCUUUUAUCCGUUUGAGGGAGAGCGACGGCCAGCUGACUAUUGGAGAGAGAAUUGACAGAGAGAGAAUUUGCAAACACACCCUUCACUGCCUCAUCGCAUUUGAUGUGGUCAGCUUCUCCAAAGAGCAGUUCAAACUCAUCCACGUCGAGGUGGAGGUCAAGGACAUCAACGACAAUUCCCCCGAGUUCCCCCGGAAAGAGUCGAGUCUGGAGAUCUCCGAAAACACAGCUGUGGGCACGCGGAUCCCGUUAGACUUCGCUGUGGAUGAGGACGUGGGUUUGAAUUACAUCCAGAGCUACCAGAUAUCCGUUAACAGUCACUUCACCAUAGAUGUGCUCAGCAGAGCCGACGGGGUUAAAUAUGCGGAGCUUGUGCUCAUGAAGGAGCUGGACCGUGAGACACAGGCUUCCUAUGCGCUCGAGCUGGUUGCUAUGGAUGGUGGCAACCCGUCCCGCACUGGAACGACUCGCAUCAACGUCAAGGUGAAAGACUACAAUGAUAACAGCCCGGUGUUCGACAGGAACAAUUUCUCAGUCGACCUCCCUGAGGACGCACCGGUAGGGUUUCUCUUACUGGACCUGAACGCAGAAGACCCGGAUGAGGGGCUGAAUGGGGAGGUGGUGUAUGGGUUCGGUAACCAGGUGCCAUCAGAGAUUCGACAACUUUUCAGAGUGGACCGCAAAACGGGACGCCUCACCCUUGAGAGCCCCAUUGACUUUGAAAGCAAAAAAACGUAUGAAUUCGAUGUCCAGGCGACUGACCUGGGUCCAAACCCAAGCCCGGCUAUCUGUAAGAUAGUGGUGCAGGUGCAGGACGUUAACGACAACGCGCCAGAGAUCUCCAUCACGCCUAUGACCUCCAUCACGGCGGGAAUCGCCUAUAUCACGGAGUCUGCGGCACGCGAGAGUUUUGUUGCUCUAGUCAGCACCUCGGACAGGGACUCUGGUGCUAACGGACAGGUGCACUGCACGCUCUACGGCCACGACCAUUUCAGGUUGCAGCAGGCGUACGAGGACAGCUUCAUGAUCGUGAGCACAAGCCCGUUGGACCGAGAACAAAUCCCUGAGUAUAAUCUAACAGUGGUGGCAGAGGACUUGGGUUCCUCACCAUUCCGGACCAUCACCCAGUACACCAUCCGGUUAAUGGACGAGAAUGACAAUGCCCCUGUGUUCAGUAAGCCGGUGUAUGAAGUGGCUGUGGUGGAGAAUAACGCACCGGGUGCUUACAUCACCACGGUGGUCGCCAGGGACAUGGACUUGGGCCAUAAUAGUAAGGUGAGCUACAAGCUCGCUGACGCCUAUGUCAUGGGCUCUCCGGUGUCUGCUUUUGUCUCACUGGACCCCGCGAGUGGCUCCCUUUAUGCACUCAGGAGCUUCAACUAUGAAGUCAUGAAACAGCUCGAGCUCCGCAUCACAGCCAGCGAUGGUGGGUCCCCGUCCCUCACCGGAACCACGACCGUUAACAUUAGGAUAGUGGACCAAAACGACAACGCACCUAUCAUCAACCAGCCUGUGCUCAAUAAUGGGUCCGCGGAGGUUCUGCUGCCCCGGGAUGCGCCCUCAGGCUACGUCAUCACCCGGGUGGAGGCGCAGGAUGCUGAUGAGGGCUUGAAUGCAGAGCUGUCCUACAGACUUGCCUUUGGAGAGGCAUCCGUGUUCUCCGUUAACAAAGCCACCGGAGAGGUCUACCUCAACCGCGUGCUCAGUCACGGCGUGGACGAGACCCUGCGCGUGACCGUCACGGUGAGUGACAACGGGAGACCUGCGCUCACCACCGCCGCCACGCUUCACUUCCUCAUCAUUGCGGGCGCCCCUCCGAGCGACAGGACCGUGUACCGGGCAGGCAGCAGGGAGGCAGGGGAGCACACACAGUGGGACCUGUCAGUGGUGAUUAUCAUCGUCCUCGCUGGGAGCUGCACGCUCCUGCUGUUAGCCAUCAUCCUCAUCGCCACCACCUGCAACCGGCGGAAACGGGACAAGACUGGAGAUGACACCGACUCGUACGGGGAGAAGGAGACUCUGGAGAGAGGCAAAAACAACGGCGACAACCCUCUGCUGCCGCUCCACGGAGUCGUGGGAGGGUUUGAAGCCCACACCUUUCCGAGCCAGCCUGGUUUUGCCGGAGAACACACUGGUAGCAGUGACCUGUGCUCCGCCUCAGAAGAUGGGAGCGAGGCCCCGUGCGUCUACGAACCGGACAGCAAACACAAGGGCUACUCCACUCUGCCCGGCUACGGAAACGGCUACAAUAACGGUAAAGAAGUGGUCAGACCAAUCACCAUCUGGAAGGGCAACUCCUACACCACCAUCUCCGCAAGAGACCCCGCAUUCAGCGGGAAGGACAGCGGGAAAGGCGACAGUGACUUUAACGACAGCGAUAGUGACAUCAGUGGCACCGACCUGAAGAAGGAGGGAGCACUGGUACCCCCCAUGGGUGGCCAGAGUGGUCUAUGGGCGUGUACCAGUGAGUGUAAGAUUCUGGGUCAUUCUGACCGCUGCUGGAGCCCUUCCACUGUCCACGCUAACACCGGUCCCUCGCCCGUCCCCACCCCUACCGGCCAGACUCUCUCCUCCUUCAACAGUCUCUCCAAGACGGCCUCGCUGCCCCGAGACUCGCUCCGGCGGGACAAUUAUUACCAGGCGCACAUCCCCAAAACAACCGGCCUGCAGAGUGUGUAUGAGAAGGUUCUGCAUAGAGAAUAUGACUAUGUCCUGGUCACUCCUCCCAUACCCAUGAGAGUUCAGGAGAUUAGUGAAAUCACUAUCCCAGUCUACGGUCCGACCACCACACGGUGUCCCAGCAAUGAAGUCUAAAGAGGAACCUAAAUAACAGCAUUCAAAAAUGUGUUUAAUUUCGUUUAUAAAACCAUGACAAUGAGAAUUACAUGUUGCUUACAAAUGUAGGAGAUUAUUUGUCAUGCAAAUUAGUUUGUAUAUCCUAAAGAAUAUUUGUGUAUUUUGAAUUUUUAAGUGUUUCAAUGUAAAAGUCACAUUUGGACUCUGUAUCCAAUCACUGUUAUGAUUUUGUUGGACAUAUACUGUGUAACUUAUGCAAGGAUUUGUACAUAAAGAGAGUUUAUUUUUUUAUAAAAAUCAUAAUUAAACACCGACGAUGUGUACAUAUGAAUUGUAAUUAUACUGAUUCUAAGGCAUGCCUACUAUUCAAAUGGCCCAGAAACCACGGUUUGAUGCCGGAGACCCAAUGUAUCAAGUUGAUAACUAUGUAUGAAUUUAUUUAAAUGCAAUGAUGUAAUAAUUGUUUCGAUUUUCUAUCACCAUAUUCGAAAGAAAAUAAACGUUGAAAUACCGUUUUGAAACCUUAA